AGGCUUUUUCCGGGGGAAAGAAUUUAGCGACGGACCGCCAAAAACAUCCAUUUAUUAAACAUUUCUCCGAGUUCAAGUAAGAAAUAAAGAGGAUGGGAACUGUGCAGGUUUAUUUCACAGUCCGUAGUUUAUAACUAUGCGAAAAAUAAUCCGGUUUACACCACUGUUACCAAAACCUGUUUGGAAGCUUUGCUCAUGUAGGUGUCACACCGGUUCUGAGGCUGCUGUACAGCAAUCUGAGGGGGGAGGACAAAUCCAAAACAAGAUUAAAAAGAAAUGUCAAAGAAAGAGACCUUCAUGCCCAGCAGUCCUUGAUCACUUCGACAGACAGUAUGGUGAGGAACUUGGAGAAUUGUGGACAUCUGCCAGGACAGCGCUCCUGGACCCCCGGUCCUGGCAGUAUGGGGUCAUGCUCAACCGCUUCAGUGUUUUAACUGACAUCACACAGAAGCUUCAGUCUCAGGGCUUUUCAGCAUUACUUCCACAAACAAACAGUUCAGCAUCGCUUUGUGCUAAUAACCCAUCAUCCACUGAAGAAAGAGACUUGAUGUUGACACCUCAUGAACUCCAUCACUACCUUCAGUCAAAGCCCUCACUGCAGUGUUACAUCCACCCACUUUCACUGCGAUUUCCCUCUCAGGCUCACAGGCCAGGCCGGUUGAAGCAGUACUAUCUCAUCAAUGCUGCCUCUCUGCUUCCAGUUCUGGCUCUGCAGGUCAGAGAUGAAGACAGAGUUUUGGAUCUUUGCUCUGCUCCAGGGGGCAAAGCCGUAGCCAUAAUGCAGAGUGCAACUCCGGCAUUUCUCUGCUGUAAUGAACCAGAUCCUCACAGACGUGAAUGGCUGACCAAGACUCUGGAGUCUUUUCUGCCUCACUGCCUCAGCAGCAGAGUUACCGUAUCUGGACAGGAUGGUCGCUUACUCGGACAAACUGAAGCUGGAUUUUAUGACAAGGUUCUGGUGGAUGCUCCAUGCUCUAACGACAGGAGCUGGUUGUAUUCCAGCAGUAUCCAGCAGGGGGCGCAGAGACUAAAGGACAGAGAAAAGCUGCCUCUGAUUCAAGCUCAGCUGCUUAGGUCUGCACUAUCUGCGGUACGUCCAGGGGGCGUUGUGGUCUAUUCAACCUGCACACUCUCAAGCUAUGAGAACUGGGCCGUUGUUGAGAAGAUCCUAGAAGACUUUCCUCAGGCUGAACCUGAAGAUCUCUGGGAGGAAAUUGCCUUUCCCUUAUCAAACUAUUUCACAUUUAGUCCUCCCCCUAAUCAAAAACAUGCACAUCCAAAGAAAUAUGCGCUAACACUGGACAGCACUCGUCACCACAGACUUGGCCUACUAGUGGUUCCUCAGAACGGGAAGAUGUGGGGGCCGAUGUUUGUGUCUCGAAUAAGAAGAAAAGAAUAGUGUUUUCGUCCAUCUCCCUAAAAAAAUAUGUGAAACUGAGCUGCUAAACUUGCAUAUUACCUCUAUAUGGAGCACUGUUUAUAAUUCUGCACACAAAGUGUCAGAGUGUGCAAUAUGCAGAGGGGGCAGAAACGGCACUUUUGAUAUGUGAAUGUAAACAUGUCAACGCAUAGAGCUUCCAGAAAGUCAUAAAUGAUGCUGUUUUAACGCUGCAGCACUAACCUUCUGCAGUGUGUGUUUCAAUGUUUUAUAGCUGCUGGUUUCUGUGGAGGGGAGUUGAGAGUUUACAUUAACGUAGGGAAUAAAAAUAGCUGACAUUA
Molecule: messenger RNA, 1719 nt
Organism: Oryzias melastigma (Indian medaka)
Lineage: Eukaryota; Metazoa; Chordata; Actinopteri; Beloniformes; Adrianichthyidae
Gene: nsun3
Product: NOP2/Sun RNA methyltransferase 3
Exons: 6
Coding region: 137-1399 (420 amino acids)
Biological process (GO): rRNA methylation
Cellular component (GO): mitochondrial large ribosomal subunit
Molecular function (GO): methyltransferase activity
Source: RefSeq, a predicted model, not a curated record